Messenger RNA from Eubalaena glacialis (North Atlantic right whale), 852 nucleotides. It is a transcript of the gene CTSE, whose product is annotated as cathepsin E. NCBI's taxonomy places the organism in Eukaryota, Metazoa, Chordata, Mammalia, Artiodactyla, Balaenidae. The record is from RefSeq and is a predicted model, not a curated record. Gene Ontology annotation, biological process: proteolysis. Gene Ontology annotation, cellular component: endosome. Gene Ontology annotation, molecular function: aspartic-type endopeptidase activity.
AUGUGUGACAGCAGUGGUGGCCUCUGUGACAGACAGUGUCAGCUUGUGCUGCAGGCUCCCCCAUCACUGAGGCUUAGAGGCGGUGAGAGAACAGUGCAGGUAGAAGGACUGACUGAGGUCGGUCAGCAAUUUGAAGAGAGUGUCACAGAGACUGACCAGUCCUUUAUGAAUGCAGAGUCUGAUGGCAUUCUGGGCCUGGGAUACCCCUGCUUGGCUGCUGAAAGGGUGACCCUGGUGUUCGACACAAUGGCCCAGAAGCUGGUGGAUCUACCCGUGUUUUCCGUGUACACGAGCAGUGACACAGGAGGUGGUGCAGGUAGCGAGCUGAUUUUCAGAGGCUAUGACCACUCCCAUCUCUCUGGGAACAUAGAUUGAGUCCCAGUCACCAAACAAGGCUACUGGCAGAUUGCAGUGGACACAAUCCAGGUGGGAGGCACCAUGAUGUUCUUCUCCGAAGGCUAGGCCAUUGUGGACCCAGGGGCCUCCCUCAUCACAGGCCCCUCAGGCAAGCAGCUGCACAGAUCCCUGGGGCAGAGCCCAUGGAUGGGGAAUUGGGAGGCCUCUGAAUGGAUCCGCUGUGCUGUGUUUUCGUACACUGUGGAGUGUGUCAACAUCGGUGUCUUGCUGGAUGUCACCUUCACCAUCAAUGGGGUCCCCCACACCCUCCAACCAACUGCCUACACCCUGCUGAAAUUCAUGGAUGGAAUGAAGUUCUUAAUCAGUGGCUUUCAAGGUUCUGACAUCCAACCUCCAGCUUGGUCCUUCCGGACCCUAAGCAAUGUAUCAUUAAACAGUUUUACUGCCUUUGACCAUGGGAAUAACCAUGUGGGGCUGGCCCCAGCAAUCCCCUAA